This is a messenger RNA of Tribolium madens (black flour beetle), 1453 nucleotides long. It is a transcript of the gene Grasp65, whose product is annotated as Golgi reassembly-stacking protein 2. Lineage: Eukaryota; Metazoa; Arthropoda; Insecta; Coleoptera; Tenebrionidae. Gene Ontology annotation, molecular function: protein binding. Gene Ontology annotation, biological process: Golgi organization. Bases 100 to 1392 code for a protein of 430 amino acids. Gene Ontology annotation, cellular component: Golgi apparatus. The transcript is spliced from 3 exons. The record is from RefSeq and is a predicted model, not a curated record.
AAGUGGAUUGGUAGCAUUGCACGAACUGUCAACGUCAUUGUAUUUUGUGGUUAUGGUAAAUUUUUGGGGUGCCACGUAAUUUUGUUCUCAAACACAAUUAUGGGGAACUCUACCAGCGUUGAUAUUCCUGGAGGAGGUACAGAGGGUUAUCACGUGUUAAGGGUGCAAGAAAAUUCGCCCGGUAGUAAGGCAGGUUUAGAGGCUUUUUUUGACUUUAUUGUUGCAAUAAAUGGUACUCGUUUAGAUCAAGAUAAUGACACUCUUAAGCAAAUAUUGAAAAACGGAAUUGGAAAACAGCUCCCAAUGACGGUUUUUAGUAGUAAAACCCAGAGCGUACGAAGUGUCACAAUAGAACCGAGCGAUUCGUGGGGCGGACAAGGUCUUUUAGGCGUCAGUAUCCGUUUUUGUUCGUUUGAGGGGGCUAAUGAGAACGUAUGGCAUGUUUUGGAAGUAAAUCCCGAUUCACCAGCCGACCUCGCAGGGCUACGGUCAUUUACCGAUUACAUAAUAGGGGCCGAUUCAGUUUUACAUGAAAGUGAGGAUUUAUUUGCGUUGAUUGAAAGUCACGAGGGGCGCAGUCUCAAGUUAUAUGUUUAUAACUCUAUUGAUGACUCAUGUAGGGAAAUUACAAUAACCCCCAACUCAAAUUGGGGAGGGGAAGGGUCACUAGGUUGUGGAAUUGGUUACGGAUAUUUGCAUCGAAUUCCAGUACGCGGAAACCCCCCAGCACCCACACAAGCCACUUUCAAGCCUCCGCCGGCUACAAGCUUUAAUCCUCCACCUUUAACACCAGUGUCCGCAUUCAACCCUCCUCCUGUAUCAAGUUUUAACCCUCCACCUCCAACUCCGGUGUCUGCAUUUAAUCCCCCUCCUGUAUCAACUGUAAAUCCCCCAACUCCAAUUCCUGUGUCGACUAUAAACCCUCCAACCCCAGUGCCAUCUUCACUAUUCAAUGAUCAAGCUCCGAAAAUGACUGAAUCAGAGCCAGUAUUGCCAACCAUGGUCGAAAUGCCAUCUAGUUUCACUAUCGGGGGGAAUUACCCGAUUCCUCCAAGUACCGGGGGUACUUAUCUAGUGUCUUCACCCCAAAUUAAUCAAACAGCAACAGUAGAUACUAUUCCAGGUUUACCAACCUAUACAGGGGUAGCAACACCGUUUCAACCCCCCACUAACCUCACAACAACCCCAAGUUUAGCCGCGUUUAGUUACCCCCAAGUGAGUUUAUCUCAAGUACCGAUACAAAGUCAAUCACACUACCCACAAGUCGUCAUGCCUCCCACAACUGGGGUACAAAAUUUCCCACAAACGUCACAACCACUGAUUUUUGAUCCCACAAUAGCCGCAAGGUCUGCGCAGCAAUUACUGAGUGGGAGUAAUAAUUCUGUUAGUUAGAUUUUAAAUCAUUUUUUGUUAUAAUUUAUAUUAUUGUAAUAAAAGGUAUAUUUUAAAGAAA